UUUGCGCCUGUCAAGAUGAGGGGUAAUUUUGCCAUCACUAUAUUCAAUGCUAUUUGAUAGGCUAAUGGUCUUAUAGUUUUCUACUCACUAUAUAUAUACUGUGGUUUUCUAUAUACUAUCGGUAAUGAAUUGUGUCGAAGAAGAUAAUUUUGUGGAAGUCAAAGUAUUAUUUUUCGCCAAAGCCCGUGAAAUUUCUGGAUUAAGUUCAACAACUUUUAUUACUGAACAACACAUACUAGUAUCCAAACUCUUAAACCAGAUUUGCCAAAAAUUUGCAAUUGAUUGUAUAAGGGAUAGUUGUGUUAUAGCAAUAAACGAGUGUUACUGUGAAAAUUUAGUAAAUCUUCACGAAGGUGACGAGGUUGCUAUUAUUCCAACUAUUAGUGGAGGUUAAAAGAUAUGGCUAAUUUUUUGUC
Bactrocera latifrons is the source of this 416-nucleotide messenger RNA. RefSeq names its product molybdopterin synthase sulfur carrier subunit (gene Mocs2A). The record is from RefSeq and is a predicted model, not a curated record. Bases 125 to 394 code for a protein of 89 amino acids. The transcript has a single exon. Gene Ontology annotation, biological process: Mo-molybdopterin cofactor biosynthetic process. NCBI's taxonomy places the organism in Eukaryota, Metazoa, Arthropoda, Insecta, Diptera, Tephritidae.